Messenger RNA from Microthlaspi erraticum, 1350 nucleotides. The record is from the annotation of a GenBank genome assembly. Lineage: Eukaryota; Viridiplantae; Streptophyta; Magnoliopsida; Brassicales; Brassicaceae.
AUGUCUGAAACUCAGCAGGUUCAGAACUCUACUGGUCCGAUUCGAUCUUCCGAAAAAAUUGAAGAUACCUUUAGGAGGAUGAAAGUGAAUGAAGACAAUAUGGAGCAAUCAAGUCCAUAUCCUGAUCGUCCAGGUGAGCGAGAUUGCCCGUUUUAUUUGAGAACUGGCCAGUGUGGGUAUGGAAACAGCUGCAGAUACAAUCAUCCUCUUACUUAUCUUCCACAGGCUGUUAUUUAUCACCGUGAUGAGCUGCCUGAGAGAAUUGGACAACCAGACUGUGAGUAUUAUCUGAAGACGGGAGCCUGUAAGUAUGGGGCAACAUGUAAAUAUCACCACCCAAAGGACAGGAAUGGUGCUGGACCCGUGUUGUUCAAUGUUCUCGGUUAUCCAAUGCGACAGGGUGAGAAGCCAUGUCCAUAUUACAUGCAGACAGGAAUGUGUAGAUUCGGAGUUGCUUGCAAAUUCCAUCAUCCUCAUCCUCAGAGUCAUAACGCCCACUCUACAUAUGGAAUGUCCAGCUUCCCUUCUGCUGGUUAUCCGUACGCCGGUGGAUUACCGAUGAUGUCUUUGCCUCCUGCGUCGUAUGGAGUUAUGCCACCUCCUGCAACAUAUGGAGCAAUGUCACGUUCUCAAGUUCCUCAGCCUCAGGCGACUUACAUGCCCUUCAUGGUUGCUCCCUCUCAAGGCCUCUUACCUCCUCAAGGCUGGGCCACUUACAUGUCCAAUCCUAUGUAUAAUGUGAAAUCUCAACCUGAGUCAAGUUCUAGUGCAUCGGUGCCUGUGGCGGUGACAUCGCAUCAUCAUCAGAGUUUCUCUGAGAGAGCUGAAUGUAGGUUCUUUAUGAACACUGGAACGUGUAAAUAUGGAGAUGACUGCAAAUACAGUCAUCCUAAAGAAAGGAUGUUGCUGUCUCAACCAAACCUCUUAAACCCUGUCGUUCUUCCAUAUAGACCAGGACAACCGGCAUGUGGUAACUUCAAGGCUUAUGGUUUCUGCAAGUACGGAGCAAACUGCAAAUUUGAUCACUCAGUGUCUUCUCUGCCUACUGCUUAUGCUUCACCACCUGUGAGUGUCUCAUCGCCACCAAGCCGCUCUGAUUCAACCACUCUCUCCAAUGGUGGUGAUAAACCUGCUGCUGCCGAGACUCACAGCUCAGAGAAUGAGAAACAAGAAGAUACUCCUGCACAAACGGACAAGACAGAAGUGCAGGAUUCAUUGCCACCAAGCCACUCUGAUUCAACCGCCUUGUCCAAUGGUAAAUCUGAUGCAGAGACUAAGAAACAAGAUGAUGAUGAUUCUGCACAAGUGGAAAAGUCAGAAAAGCAGGAGUCAUCUGAUAAUGCUUCAUGA